AUGUACACCGUCGACUUUCACGGGAACGAAAUCACCGUCACUGUUACGGCCAAAGCUUCCGUCGUCAGAAGGUGGCUCUCCGCCACGCUCUUUUUUCGCCGCCUCUAUCUCUUCAGAAACCGUCUCGUUGUUGGACUCGGCGUCCAAUGGACUCCCGGCGAGAAAGAUCCUCCGGUGGAUACUUUGCAGAUUUGCAUCGGUAGCCGGUGCCUCAUCUUCCAACUUGGUCACGCCUACCGUGUUCCGAUGAUCCUCCGGAACUUCCUCUUAAACCGUAACCACACCUUUGUUGGAUUUUGGAACCAUUCGGAUAGGCGUAAGCUCGAGUCUUCAAAGCAUAGGUUGCAUAUGUGCAAGGAUCCUAUUGAUCUGAGGAGGCACGUAGGCGAGGAGAUAAGACGGGAUUCCGUGGAGGACAUCGUGGAAAAGGUUCUCGGCUAUGAAAUGGAGCGGAGGACGGAGAUAAGCAUGAGCGAUUGGGGUAAAGUGACUCUUAGCCAUGAUCAAGUAAGGUAUGCAAGCCUCGAUGCUCACUGUGCGUUCCUCAUCGGGAAGCUUAUACGAGCUUGGAAUAUAAGGUAA
This is a messenger RNA of Gastrolobium bilobum, 582 nucleotides long. RefSeq lists its product as uncharacterized. The coding region runs from base 1 to 582 and encodes 193 amino acids. The transcript has a single exon. NCBI's taxonomy places the organism in Eukaryota, Viridiplantae, Streptophyta, Magnoliopsida, Fabales, Fabaceae. The record is from RefSeq and is a predicted model, not a curated record. Gene Ontology annotation, biological process: nucleobase-containing compound metabolic process. Gene Ontology annotation, cellular component: cytoplasm; nucleus. Gene Ontology annotation, molecular function: nucleic acid binding; 3'-5' exonuclease activity.